GGCGGACCAGCAACUCCGGAGGGCAGGGGGCUGUCCGGCCCCCUCUGUGCCCCCCCAGCCCUGCCUGAGUGGACUCGAGGGCCGGCCGCUGUCCACUCCCCAGGCCCACUCUGCCCUCUGGCCCCAGCCAUGGCGCCCCUGCUGGCCCUGUUCCUGGUGGCCCUGGUGGGCCUGCCUCUGGCCCAGGCCCUGGACUGCCACGUGUGUGCCUACAACGGGGAGAACUGCUUCAACCCCAUGCGCUGCCCGUCCAUGGUCACCUACUGCAUGACCACGCGCACCUACUUCACCCCGACCAAGAUGAAGGUGAGCAAGUCGUGCGUGCCCAGCUGCUUCGAGACCGUGUACGAUGGCUACUCCAAGCACGCCUCCACCACCGUCUGCUGCCAGUACGACCUCUGCAACGGCGCCGGCCUCGCCGCCGCGGGGACCCCGGCCCUGGUCCCGGUGCUCCUGGCUGCCCUCUGGGGUCUGCUCUGAACCCCUGCCUGCCCCUCCCCGAGGAGCCAUCAAGGACGAAGCUCAGAGAGGCACACGCCACCCGCUCACCUUGCCCCUUGCCGCUCCCCGACCCCCAGCCACGCUCAGGACUGUCUGCGAGGCCCCGGGCCUCCGAGCUCCUGAGCUCCCCCCCACCUUUGGGCCUCGCUCCCGGGCCACGGCCUGUCCAUGUCAAAAGGCGGGUGCGGGCCUGGCCCUCUGGAGGCGUCUGGCCGGGUGGGAGAGCUCGGCCCUCCGUCCCAGGAUGGGGCGCCCAGCCUGCGAGCUGUUUAUGGGGGCCUCGGUGGGCCCCCCUUCCUCGCAGCCCUGGAGCGAGGGCCCUUGGAGGAGCGCCUCGGUCCCCAGCUGUCCAGGGAGGGUGUCAGCUUGGGGUCAGUCAGGACGAGGGCUCAAGGUCUGGGGUUGGGGGAUUACUCAGUGCUGCUCUCGCUAUUGUAACGCCUAGCACAGUGUCUGCAGACGCAGCUGUAACGGGGGAGCUUGCCGGGAACCACGGGGUACGCUCAGCCACCUGCGAAUGGGAAACCCGCCCGGAACUGACCAAAUAGUGGGCCCAGGCGCUGGCCAAGCCUUUCCGGGAGAGGGGGCUAGAUGAGCCCACCUCCUUCCCUUGUAAGUAAAUAAAGCUCCCAGACAACCAGAAAAAAAAAAAA
Messenger RNA from Myotis lucifugus (little brown bat), 1154 nucleotides. RefSeq names its product ly-6/neurotoxin-like protein 1. Lineage: Eukaryota; Metazoa; Chordata; Mammalia; Chiroptera; Vespertilionidae. The transcript has a single exon. The record is from RefSeq and is a predicted model, not a curated record. The coding region runs from base 130 to 480 and encodes 116 amino acids.